Closterium sp. NIES-67 is the source of this 3549-nucleotide messenger RNA. The record is from the annotation of a GenBank genome assembly. NCBI's taxonomy places the organism in Eukaryota, Viridiplantae, Streptophyta, Zygnematophyceae, Desmidiales, Closteriaceae.
UUCUAAAUGUUGGAUGUGUCUUCCGCUAAGGGGAAACUCUGCCGAAAUUUCGUGGACGCCGACACUUGUGAAAAUAUCCAGGGAGCUGUGUGUGGACAGCAAAGGGGAGCUGAAAUUCGUCAUUUCUCAAGGAGAAGAUGAAUGAGAGAGGAGGAGAUGCUAAUGGAAGAGGCGCUGUACAUGAGAAGACAAAUGAGCCGCCACCAUCGAAAGUUGAAGCUUUGGAUGGCUCCAACUAUGAGGAAUGGAGCGGGCGGAUGAGGAGUGCCUUCAAACGCUACAAGCUACUGAAGAUUGCUGUUGGGGAGGAGAAGAUGCCGGAGGAAGGCGAAGCACGCAAACGGUGGAUUGAGAAAAGCGCGGUGCUUUUCGACCUCAUCCUUCAAUCGGUCAACAAGGAGAUGUUCGAGCACAUCAAGGAUCUUGUGGAAGCGGAUGAUUCGGGUCCAAGGGCGUGGAAACUACUACGCGAUGUGAUUCAGCCCAACACUCUCCCAAUGGUGAUCGUGCUCGAGAAGGAACUUGCUGCCAUCUCCAUGCAACCAGGGGACGAUGUGAAGCCGGUCCUUGACAAGAUCAAGGACACCUAUGCGAGGAUGGCAGCAGCGGGCAGCAGCGUUUCUCAGCUACAGCAGUGCACCAAGAUCAUCUUGGUGUUGGACAAUUCUUGGGACAACCUCAUCCCCACCCUCAACUCUCAGCAAGAUCAAUGGACACCUGAGUGGCUAAGGCAGCAGAUUCUGCAGGAGGACUUUCGCAGACGCCAUGUGGGAGGUGGUGCUUCCACUAAGACUGCUGAGGGGUAUGGAGCUGCAGGGCGCGGCAGAGGAAGAGGGGGUUGGAGAGGCCGAGGCUGUGGGAGGAGCUUUGGCAGAGGUAGAGGCCGAGGUGACUAUAAUGAGGGGCAUGGGAGCUCUGGUGGCAGGGGGAGUACCAGAAUGGAGGGCACCUGCUGGUACUGCAAGAAGGUCGGGCAUCCUUGGUUCAAGUGCUUCGGCAGGCCGGAGGGAUGGGCACCUCCAGGCAUGAAGCCGCCAAGUGGUGAACGCACACAUGGUGGCGCUGUGCACGGCUCAGGUGCACAAGGUGAAGGUGCACAAGGUAAUACCUAUCCUGGGAUGUUUCUCAUGGUUGAGGAUGUGCAUGGGCAUGAGGGUGAUGUGGGAUCUGUGGGAAAGGUUGUGAUGCACCCUCUCACGCACUGGGUGAUUGAUUCAGGUUGCACCAGUCACAUGACCCCACGGGCAGAUUUGCCUGAUGAGGUAAAACCCCAUGGGAAGAUUAAGUAUGUGGCAGCAGCGUCAGGUGCUUUGCUCCCUGUCAUUGGUGUUGGGAAUGCCAAGGUUAAGGGAGCUAAUGGGGAACUUGUGGGGCUUGGGAAUGUUCUGCUGGUUGAAGGUCUGUCUGCUAACCUUCUCUCUGUGCGGCGGCUGCAGAAGAGUAAGGCCGAAGUGACCUUUGGACCAACCAGCUGCCGUGCUAAGCUUGGGAAGAAGGUGCUGUGGAGUCUGGAAGAGGAGACCAGCUACAUCAAGGACCUAUGGCAGCUGCCCAUCAUCCCUUGGAAUGGGAAGACUCCAACAGCAGCAACGGCAGCAGCGGCAAAGGCAACAGCAGGAGGAGAUGCAACUGCACCAACUGAUGGGGUCCUGGAAGCAGUCAAGAAAGUGCAGCAGCAGCAGACACAUGGUGAGGUGCUUGCUGGUGUGGAUGCGAGUGCGGCAUGGGCUAAGGCUUCAUCAAGGAGUGGUGAGGCCGAUUGGGAGACAUGGCAUGAGAGGCUGUGUCAUGUGAACUUCCCUAUGCUGCAGAAGUUGGUGAAGGAUGGGAGCCUGAAGGGCUUGGAGGUGAAAGGGGGAGUGAAGGAGAUAGGGAGCUGCCCUACAUGCUUGGAGACCAAGUUCUCCAAGUUCCCCUUCAACAGCACUACAGGACCAGCCAAGACCCCACUUGCACUUGUGCACAUGGAUGUGGUGGGGCCCACAAGAGCCCCUUCCCUCUCAGGCAGCCGCUAUUUCUUGACAAUUGUGGAUGACCACACUCGGGCAGUGUGGGUUUACCCUUUGAAGAGCAAGGGGGAGGUGGCAGCGGCUGUCCUUAAGGAGUGGAUGCCUAGAGCUCAGAGGGAAUGCGGACACAAGGUGAAGGUGAUCCACAGUGAUAAUGGUGGGGAGUUCAUUGGAGCUGAUUUUGAGGGGGAGUUGAAGAGGAAGGGGAUCCAACAUCAACUGACAGUGCCCUACAACCCGCAGCAGAAUGGCGUGGCUGAGAGGUUCAACAGGACCCUACAGGAGGGGGCACGCACUCUCCUUGGGCGUGCAGGGCUGCCUGAUCCGUUUUGGGUGUCUGCACUGAGGCAGGUCGCCCUUGUGAAGAACAGGGUGCUGGCAACAGUUGGGGAUAAGGAGUGGAUCCCAUAUGUCAAGUGGUAUGGGAGUGCUCCAGCUGUGAACAUGCUGAGGGCAUUUGGGUACAUGGUGGUGUUUCAUGUGUCCAAGGAGAAAAGGGGGAAGUUGGAGGCUUCUGGAAGAUGGGGUGUGCACUUGGGGAUUGCAAAGGAUCACAAGGGGUGGCUGCUAUGGGACUUGACCACCCAAAAGCUGACAGUGUCAAGGGAUGUGAAGUUUCUUGAGUCCCUGUACUACAAGGAAUGGAAGCAGCAGCAACAGAAGCUUCCAUCUACACCGCUCAUUGUGGAGGCAGAUGAGGUGCAGGGGCCUUCAAGACAGGUGGAGGUUGCAGUGUCUGAGGAGGAGAUGUCUGGGGUGACUGAGGAAGGGGGAGCAGCUGAAGUGGAGCAGCAACAGCAGCAGCAUGAGUCUCCACCUCGAGUUCCACACCCGCCUGAGCGACCUAGGAGGGAUGUGCGCCCUCCGGUGAGGCUGACCUAUGGGGGAAGAGGCAAGCCGAAUGUGGUGCAGGCUGGGAGUGUGGUUGAGCAGAUUGAGGAGGAUGAGAUCGCUCACUGCUACUGGGCACCAAUUCCUGAGCCCAAGACUCGAGAGGAGGCCUUGAAUGGACCAAAUGGGGAGAAGUGGAAGGCGAGUGAGGAUGAGGAGUUCGGGUCCCUAAUUGAGAACGAGACAUGGGACCUGUGUGACUUGCCUCCUGGGAAGAAGGCAAUCACUUCCAAGAUGAUCUACAGGCACAAGUUUGGACCUGAAGGGGAUCUGACCUGCUACAAGUCUAGGCUUGUAGCACGGGGGUUUCAGCAGACAAAGGGGAAGGACUAUGAUGAGGUGUUUGCUCGUGUGGGGAAAGGAACAACACUAAGGGUGCUGUUGGCGAUAGCUGCACUCCUGGGAUGGAAGAUACGGCAGAUGGACAUUGUGACUGCCUUUUUGAAUGGGAUCAUUCUGGAGGAGGUGCCUAAGUGGCAUUGGGUGAGGAGACUCCUUGAUAAGGAGGUGUGGCUGGAGAUAGUGAAGACCCAUCAGCAGGCAGCAGAUAUUUUCACUAAGCCUCUGGCGGAGGCGGAUCAUUGGAAGGGCAUGAAGCUUGCUGGGAUGAGUGUGCAUUGAGUAUGCAUGCUUGAGAUGUUGGUAUGGU